AUGAAAUCCUUUGCUACUCUCGCGCUCUUAAGUGGCAUUGCCAUCGCGCAGUCAACCACAGUCGACGUCUUUCUCCUCCCACCAAAUUACAGCGCGUCCGUCGUCACUGUAGACGCUACAGCCACAACUAUGGUCUUGUCGUGCCCAACCGACGCUCCCGAAGACCCUGACGAGUUUGACGGCUGCUAUGCCGAUGCCUUUACUGUCACUGCUGGCCCGGAACUUUUCUACGCAGAGUUUACAGAAGCUUUCGGCGAGGAAAGCAACAGUAUCCCCGUCGUGACGGCGACUAUUUCUUGUAGCAUUGGCGGCACUACCACCGCGAGCUGCGAUCAGACAAUGAUCGGCACUGUCGAAGGCGAGGUCCUGACAACAUCUUUCGCAACGGAAUACAGCAGCGGAGAGCUCGUGUUCAGCCCUGCUACUGUUACUGCCGGCGCCGACAAGCUAUCUGCUGCUACUGGAUCGCCCGAACCUACUUCCGAUUCUCCAUCGUCUAACCCAUCGUCGCCUGCGCACACUGGUUCUCUCAUCACUCGUACUACCCCAGCUCCUACUGGUUCUCAACCCACAGGCGGUAGCCCAACAACUGAAGGCUCUGCGCCUGCUGACACCGGCGCUGCGUCCGCGAAUCUCAUCCGUGGCGCAUCAAUCGCUGGCCUUGCCGGUGUCGCCGCCGCCAUGCUGGCAUUGUAA
Molecule: messenger RNA, 696 nt
Organism: Pseudovirgaria hyperparasitica
Lineage: Eukaryota; Fungi; Ascomycota; Dothideomycetes; Acrospermales; Acrospermaceae
Exons: 2
Coding region: 1-696 (231 amino acids)
Source: RefSeq, a predicted model, not a curated record